Molecule: messenger RNA, 594 nt
Organism: Phalaenopsis equestris
Lineage: Eukaryota; Viridiplantae; Streptophyta; Magnoliopsida; Asparagales; Orchidaceae
Product: ferredoxin--nitrite reductase, chloroplastic-like
Exons: 1
Coding region: 56-580 (174 amino acids)
Source: RefSeq, a predicted model, not a curated record
CUACAAAUGAAGAUUAGAGGAAUAGCACGUCCUCAGCACCACUCACCCUUCCAAUAUGACACCAUCCUCAACUUCCCUGCAACAGUUUCUCACUCCGCCGCCGCUUCGGCCGGCAAGACAGGCAGUUAGGAAGGUGGCAGCUAGUUUUACGGCGCAGGAGGAGGUGAAGGUGAGGGCCAAUGCAGAGAGGCUGGAGUCGAGAGUGGAGGAGAAGGAGGGGGGUUACUGGGUGCUUAAGGAGAAGUUCCGGGCUGGGAUAAAUUCGCAAGAGAAAGUGAAGCUGGAAAAGGAUCCCAUGAGUCUUGUUUUUGAGGACGGAAUUCGGAAGGUAGCGGCGACGCCGCUCGCGGAGAUUGAGGCGUGCAAGUCCGGCAAGGAUGAUAUCGACGUGCGACUCAAGUGGCUUGGCCUUUUUCACCGUCGCAAGCAUCACUGUACGUCUCUCUCCGGCAAAUAUUAUGUGUGGCACAGGCAUGUCCAUUGGCAACGCAUGCACACACGUACACACAUAAUGUCACAUCUAAUCUUGGGGAUAAGCAUUGAAGCGUGGCCUUGUGUUUUAGGGAUAUCCUUAAAAUAAUAUAAAUUGUUAUA